CGCCCGGUAAUGUCGCUAUUAUAAAAAGCUGGGAUUCGAAGUUUUAUCCCAGACCAUCUUAGUCGCUUCAUACAAACUCCAUCAGUUGCUGUUGAGAAGACGAUCCUUAAGCAAGAGGAUGUAUGCCCUUAUUUUAUUCAGCGUUGUGUUGGUGACAGCUCAAAUUUCAGCCCUCACGCCUAUCCCAGUGCGUGUGCACUUUAUCACCGAGCAGAACCAAAAAUUAGAUGGGGACACGACGAAAGACUACCUCGCGGCUCUGUGUGGAGGCUGUGCCUUUCAAGGUUUAAAAGCUCUCUUCGGUGUGAGCCUGGUCAACAGGGACUGGAGUUACGACACGGGAUACUACAUGACAAUAACCGUGAAAGAUACUGAUGGAAAUUUCAUCGCUAACAAUUCUGAUGCAAGCGGCAUACCAGUACCGGAUUUCAAUUUCACCUAUGUCGCCAAGUACAAAAAUCUGUUCUUCCAAGUUGUAGCAGGACCAGCGGCUACAUUUGUAUUCACGUUAUCCCUGACGUUCGAUUACACGGACCGUGUUUAUCCGCAAAGCGAAUGUACCCAUCGAUGGCAAAUGACAACCUCGGAAAACACUGUGUGGCGGAAAUACCGAGGAGGAAAUAACACAGCUUUACUGCAGCCGGUUUUCAAAACAGCAAUCACUCAGUCUAUUGAAACUGAGGAUUUUAAGUUGUACCGCCUUGACUAUUGCUUCGGAGACGAACUUUCCUAUAAAAUCACCGUCAGCGUCAUCACAGAGGAUCAAAAGUCUGGAUUUGUCACAUAUGUUUGCAAGAAGACGUACAUGAUAAAACACGGAAGAUGUGAUGUACGAACCCCAUAUCGUGACAUAUCCGGGGGCCCCGUGAACGUAGUGGUGAUGGAUGUGGAGAAACCAGCUGACUUUGGACCUGUUCAUGUCCUUCUUAGUGGGGAUGGGCGUCAUGGCCAAAGUAACCGAUUUACCUUGGCAGCCUCGGUCCCGUAUACGAGCACUGAUCGGCACGUAAGGCAUGGAGGAGCAACAGUGACUAAUUAGUGAAGCCAGCACCCCUCCCUCUUAUUAUUAUUCUUCUAAGAUUGAUGCGGAAAUGAAUCCGUUAGCGUUAUAUAGUAAAUCAAAAGCAUGAGAAGACAACUAUUGCACAUUAUUAUUAUUUUUGGUGUUUU
Molecule: messenger RNA, 1170 nt
Organism: Pocillopora verrucosa
Lineage: Eukaryota; Metazoa; Cnidaria; Anthozoa; Scleractinia; Pocilloporidae
Source: RefSeq, a predicted model, not a curated record